This is a messenger RNA of Pseudophryne corroboree (corroboree frog), 1590 nucleotides long. Its product is annotated as dnaJ homolog subfamily C member 3-like. The transcript is spliced from 10 exons. Gene Ontology annotation, molecular function: protein-folding chaperone binding; misfolded protein binding. Bases 352 to 1575 code for a protein of 407 amino acids. The record is from RefSeq and is a predicted model, not a curated record. NCBI's taxonomy places the organism in Eukaryota, Metazoa, Chordata, Amphibia, Anura, Myobatrachidae. Gene Ontology annotation, cellular component: endoplasmic reticulum. Gene Ontology annotation, biological process: protein folding in endoplasmic reticulum.
ACAAGCUACGGCCAAUGAGAGGUGGGUGAGGGCGGAAGUGCCGCUUGUACGCCGCUGUCUCUAGGAGACGUGAGGCGUCAUGCGUGAGGAGUAGAGUGCUGAUGACUGGCCCUUUCGCCGAGCUGUUGACCAAUCAGGAGCCCCCACGCUAUCUCGGCCGUGAAUGUGGUUGGUCAGUACAAGGAACCCGGAAGCGGCUCUGGGAACAGGAGACAGGUUGUCGUGUGUGACGUCAUCAAACCCGGAAGCAAAAGUCCUGGUGUCACAGUGUGUGCAGGAUAAUGUGACAGGGGAGCUGCAGGUGCAGCGGAGAGAGGACUUGGACAUCGGGAACGAGAGUGCCACACCGGCAUGGAGAGAGAAAGACGAGGUGUGAGCGGGGUCCUGUCUUCUCUCUCCCUACUGUGUGUGAUCCUGGAUCUACACCUGGAUGGAUCUCUGGCCGCCAGCCAGGCAGAGGUGGAGAACCAUCUGGAGAUGGGCCGGAAGCUCCUGGCCGCGGGACAGCUGGCUGAGGCUCUCUCUCACUAUCACUCGGCUGUGGACGGAGACCCCAGCAACUACCUGACGUAUUACAAGCGGGCAGCGGUUUAUCUGGCGAUGGGGAAGUUUAAAUCGGCUCUCCCGGAUCUCAGCAAGGCCAUAGCGCUGAAGCCGGACUUCCUGGCGGCCAGACUGCAAAGGGGGAACAUAUUGCUGAAGCAGGGGGACACGGAGGAGGCCAGAGAGGAUUUCCAGGCUGUGAUGCAGAGUAACCCCACCAACGAGGAGGCCAGGAACCAGCUGGAGCGACUGCGGGAGCUGGAGGCUAGCCGGGAGGAGGCCUGGGCGGCCCAUGACAGAGAGGAUUAUGGGGAAGCCAUCAGCUGGCUGGAGAAAGUGAUUGAGCACUCCCCCUGGGAUCCCAGUGUUCGGGAGCUGAGGUCUGAGUGUUACCUCCAAAUUGGAGAUGUAAGCAAGGCCAUCCAUGAUCUGAAGCCCACAACCAAGCUCCGUAAUGACAACAGAGCUGCCUUCCUGAAACUGAGCCAGCUCUAUUACACCAUGGGGGCGCACGAGGAGAGCCUGAGCCAUGUGCGGGAGUGUCUGAAGCUGGAUCAGGAUGACAAACCUUGCCUAUCACACUAUAAGCAAGUGAAGAAGCUUUCCCGGCAGCUGGAGUCCGCCGAGGAAUUAGUCCGAGACCAGAGGUUUGAAGCCGCCAUUGAGAAGUUCGAAGCCGCCAUAAAGACGGAGCCAAAUGUUGAGAUUUACAGAAAAAGAGCCAAAGAGAGGAUCUGCCACUGCUUGUCCAAGAGCCAGCACACGGAGGCAGCCAUUAAAGUAUGUACAGAGGCGAUACAGAGGGACCCGCAGAAUGCGCAGACGCUGAGAGACCGGGCGGAGGUCUUCAUCCUGAACGAGGAGUAUGAAAAAGGUCUGUGUGGGGGGGCAUUUAACGAUUCGAAUCCAAUUAGGUGCGCAAUUUAUGCGGUAGAUACAAUAUUACCACAGUACGCAAGCCCCCGAUACCAGCGCUGUCCAGUUAAAAAUAAUGGUCGUAGUGCUAUUUACCACAAAAACCCGUGGGAAUAAAAAAAGUCUGAAAAC